Molecule: messenger RNA, 1878 nt
Organism: Panonychus citri (citrus red mite)
Lineage: Eukaryota; Metazoa; Arthropoda; Arachnida; Trombidiformes; Tetranychidae
Product: pre-mRNA 3' end processing protein WDR33-like
Exons: 1
Coding region: 64-1785 (573 amino acids)
Cellular component (GO): mRNA cleavage and polyadenylation specificity factor complex
Molecular function (GO): protein binding
Source: RefSeq, a predicted model, not a curated record
CAACUUUUUUAGUUUGUUGUAUUUUGAGUUCUAUUAAACAUCAUAGUGUUUUUAUUUACUGAAAUGAGUAAAGAAUUUUUACCAACUGUUUAUCAGGCAACUGAAUUUGAUGGUAAGCGAUUGCGAAAGGCAAUCGCGAGAAAAACAGUUGAUUACAACUCAUCAAUUAUAAAUAUGCUUGAAACGAGAAUUGUAGCUAAAAAUCAUCAUGAUAGGAGAGCCAUUCAACCUGAUUAUGGUUAUUAUCCGCUAUUGUUACCUCCGAUGUCUUUUGGUGAUAAUCCUGUUAACUGUGUUACAACUAAAUUUGUUCGUGCAUCAACCAAUAAAAUGAGAUGUCCAAUAUUUUGUACAAUUUGGACACCUGAAGGUCGACGUUUAGUCACUGGUGCCUCAAGUGGUGAAUUCACUCUUUGGAAUGGUUUGACAUUCAAUUUUGAGACAAUUUUACAAGCUCACGAUUCUGCUGUUCGAGCAAUGGUUUGGUCCAUGGACGAUUUGUGGAUGGUAACCGCUGAUCAAUCUGGUAAUAUCAAAUAUUGGCAGAGUAACAUGAAUAAUGUUAAAAUGUUUCAUGGGCAUGAAAGUCCAAUCAGAGGCCUUUCCAUGAGUCCAUCAGGAGCUGACUUUGCCACCUGUUCUGAUGACGGAACCAUAAAGAUAUGGGACUUUUUGUCUUGUAAAGAAGAAAGAACUCUUCGAGGACAUGGAUCUGAUGUCAAAGCCAUCGAUUGGCAUCCAGAUAGUGAUUUGAUUGUUUCCGGCAGCAAAGACAGUCAACAACCUGUUAAGCUAUGGGAUCCAAGAGUUGGCACCAAUUUGGCCACCUUACAUGCACAUAAAAAUACUGUAAUGGACGUGAAAUGGAACCAAAACGGAAAUUGGCUUCUAACCGCUUCGAGAGAUCAUUUGAUCAAAAUUUUUGAUAUACGUAAUAUCAAAACAGAAAUGCAAGUUUUCAGAGGCCAUAAAAAAGAAGCUUGUUGCUUAACUUGGCAUCCCAUUGACGAGUCUCUUUUCGCUAGCGGUGGAUCGGAUGGAUCCAUUUUAUUUUGGGAAGUGGGGGUUGAUAAAGAAAUUGGUGUAAUUGAGUCAGCUCAUGAAUCUGUUGUAUGGUCGCUAAGCUGGCACCCUUUAGGGCAUAUUUUAGCUUCUGGAUCUAAUGACCAUUCUUGCAAAUUUUGGACAAGAAAUCGGCCUGGUGAUAGAAUGGUGGAUAAAUAUAACCUCAACGAAAAAACACAAGAAUCUAAAUAUUGUGAUGAAAUGAAACUUUCUGACUCCAUACCAGGUAUUUCUAAAGAAAAAAGUGAAGAUAUUUUCCCUGAAAUGGUUUUCGAUAAAUCACCUGUUGAGAUCUUCCCACCUGUUGAAUCAAAAUUGGCAGAAGAAGGUGAACAACAGCGAAAAGUUCCAUUCUCCAAACCUAUUCCAAAAGAUUUCGCUGAUCAAUGGUCUGAGAAGACAUCUCAACCUGUGACACUUCCACCGUGUGAGAUGGAUGAACAAUAUAAUCCUGAUCAUCACCAUCACCAUCACAUGGACCUAAAUUACAAUUUACCACCAAACCGAUCUCCAUAUAUUCAUGGUCCUCCAAUGAGACGACCUUAUCAAUACCCACCUGAUCCACCUCCAAUGCCUCCUCAUAUGAGACGUGGUGAUAUGCAUAGGGGAGACUAUGAUUUUCAUUUCUAUAAUCAUCCUGAAGACAAUUCAUUUGGAAAUUUUCAUGGUUUUUCUGGACACUUGGCACACAAAAAGAGACACUUUUCCAAUCGCAAAUAAAUAAUUAAUAUUGUACAUAUUGUAUAUCUGUAUUAUUGUAUCCUUUUUUAAAUUUGACAAAAAUAAAACCAAUUCUAUUUAAUUUAUUGAAAA